ACGGGCGCGGCGGUGCUGCUGGUGGUGGUAGCGCUGUACGCGGUGUUUCUUCGUCACGCCAACAGGAGCAGCGCCCGCCCCUGCAGCACGCCGGAGAGGCUGGAGGGGAAGACUGUGGUGGUGACGGCGAAUGAUGAGGGUGGUGUGGGCGUGGCGGUGGCGCUGGACCUAGCUGGGCGGGGGCGCGACGGUGGUCCUGGCCUGCCCCCACCUGAAGAAGGCGCAGCAGCAGGCAGCUGCAAUCACGGCCACCACGGGCAACACGCAGGUGAGGGGCGCGCAGCUGGACACCUCCUGCAUGGCCUCCGUCACCGCCUUCGCCAAGAGGGUCAUUCGUGACGAGAACAGACUGGACUUGCUGGUGCUGGCGGCGGGGCGCGGGGCUCCCCCUAGCAGAACAGUGACGGCCGAGGACUUAGAGGUGACCCUGGCCUCUAACCACCUGGGGCACUUCCUCCUCGUCAACCUCCUUCUGGGGUUGAUGGUGAAGAGCUACCCGUGCCGCGUGAUAGUGAAGGCGUCCUCAGCUCACUAUCUCCUGUCCUCCAUCAACCCUAAGGAUCUUAACUUGAGCGGGGGGUCGGUACAGGGCUCUGGCAGCCUACUCCCUCUCCCAGCUGUGUAAUGUGCUCAUGGCCACCAACCUGGCUCACCUCACCGCCGGGACAGGUGUGGCAGUGAGCAGCGCUUGCCCAGGUAUAGUGUGGGGGGAGCCUUACCUGUGUGGCCAAGGCGUGCUGGCUCGCCUCUGCACCGCCUUCCUCUACUGCGUGGCCAGGACCCCCGAGGAAGGAGCGCAGACUUUGGUUCAUGCCGCAGUCAGCCGCCAGGGGGCCGAGCUGUCUGGGGCUUUCUUUACCAACUGCACGGAGACCGAAGCUCACUGGUCUGGCGGCUGACGCGGGGCUGGCCAAGAAGGUUUGGGAGGUGAGCGAGGGCCUGGUGGGGCUUCUACCUCCGGACUACGCUUAGCUCCUAUGAACACCUUAAUUAGCUAAAUGAACCGACUCCAUUGUUGCUUUUGAGUCCCCUUCUGUCUCUUUGUCAGUCUUCUUUUUCUUCUUCUUCUUUUUCUUUUUUUUUCUUCUUCUCCCUCUCCUCCUUCCUUCAGAAUGCGGCCCAGUCUCUUUCAGUAGGUUCUUCAAUUCCUUUACAGACACGCCAGACAGUCAGUAUUCGCUUAUUACCAACCCCCAGCAGCAUUCCCUCCCUCCUGUGACCGCCUCAAGGUUGACGUUUCUAUCAUUUGUCAUAUCAUGCAGACUUGAUGGAAAGACACUGUGCAUGGCUUAAGCACGGCACACUAAAGACCCGUAUUCAGAAACGCUCUGCUCUCUCACCACAAGUAUGUUCAACGGCUGCAUAGAUGAUUAGCCGCGUUCUCAAGAGUGUUUCACCUGUUUAUAAUGUAGAAAUAUUGUUAACCAUAAAAAACAUCCUUAAAAAUCCCUAUCACUUCAACGAGAGGCUUUUGAAGGUAGCCAAGGUUUGGGCAAAAGUGUUUCAGAGUUUGGUUCUGAAUAUUGUACAAUUUAAGACCU
Scylla paramamosain (green mud crab) is the source of this 1541-nucleotide messenger RNA. Its product is annotated as retinol dehydrogenase 14-like. The transcript is spliced from 9 exons. The coding region runs from base 299 to 625 and encodes 108 amino acids. Lineage: Eukaryota; Metazoa; Arthropoda; Malacostraca; Decapoda; Portunidae. The record is from RefSeq and is a predicted model, not a curated record.